UCACACAGACAUUCUCUGGCCGGUUUACUGGCGAGGAGACAAGAAGCCGUUUCUCAAUGGAUAUUUAUGGAGGAGAUGCAUCAGUAAAUAAACGUUUUUUUUUUUGUUUGUUGAGAAAACAGCUAAUCACAUAAGGAAUUUACCGCCGGUCAAAAAGUUUUACACUAAACAAUCCUUUUGGAGUGAACUGUGUGUGGUAAAAACGCAGUGGUCGCUAUCCAUCCAGUAUAAAAAAUAAAAAAAAUCUCUCAUACUGGAUGUGACCGCAAUAGGAAACUGGAACGUGGACAUUGCAUGAACGUUUUUAUACAAAACCAUAACCGUACUAUACUAUAACAAGUUACGCGGUGCUGUCGGGCGAAAACACGUAACACUAACAUCAUCAGCGCACUGGCGUUUCAUUUGUUUUUCACCGCUUUUAAUAUUUCUAACAGCCAGUGCAGUUUCAAUAUUUCAAAAUUACGAAACGGCUACCGAAAGCUUAUUUGCAUGUUAAUCGAUGCCAUCGUUAACAGUUGCGAAGGCGUCGCGUGUGUUAUUCGAGCACGUGCAUCAUGCGGCGGCGAAACCACAAAACUUCACCGAUGCACCACUUCUCUCCUCCUCAGUGACACUUUCUUUCGUAAAUUGAGGCCUUUUCGAGCUCUCUUGCAACCUCUGAUCAUCAGGUGUUGCAUUAGCUCUUAAACACCGGUGGCGUCGGCAUUAAAAGCUUUGCUAUUUUAAUUAGAUUUCAACCUGUAUGGUGACACGUGUCUGAGCGUCAUUUAAGCGUCAUGGUGACAUGCUCUCUAAUGCCGCACAGUGUCCUGCCUCGCGAUGCAGUAUGAUCACGUCGAACUCACUAGUCGCAACAAUCGCUCGAAAUGUGUUAAAAAUAAAAGUUUUGUUCACCCACAAAACGUGACAGCUUGCUGUUGUGUUUACGUCAAUUUCCGUGGACAUGUCCAAGACACGCGAAGUGUUACUUGUAGGGGAAGGGAACUUCUCUUUCUCGGCUGCUUUGAGAGAGAAUGCAGGCGAUGAUGUUGGAGUCACCGCUACUUGUUUUCAUAGCGAAGAUCAAACAUACGCACAGGAGGGUGCUGCACUGAACAUACAAAGACUUCGAGAGAAAGGAUCAAUUGUUCUGUUUGAGGUGGAUUGCACAUGCCUGAAGGAGUAUGAAGCCAUCCAACAUCAUCUUUAUGACUGUAUUAUCUUCAACUUCCCCCAUUGUGGGCGAAAAAGUGGCGUUAAGAAGAACCGCAUCUUGUUGGUGAAAUUUUUCCAAAGUGCCGUUGCAGUCUUGAAGGACAAUGGGGAAGUGCACGUCACCUUGUGCAAUGGGCAAGGCGGCACUCCGUAUGACAGUCCAAUGAGAGAAUGGCACAAUAGUUGGCAGGUGGUUGCCAUGGCAGCAGAAGCAGGGCUAAUUCUCAGUGAAAUCCGUCCUUUUGACUGUGAAAUGUAUCAAGGUUACAGAUGUACAGGUUACAGGAGUCAAGACAAAGGUUUUCAUGUAGAAGGAGCACUGACCCACAUCUUCACUGGGAGUCUCCCAUACAUUAUGCCAGAGAAACUGAAAAUGGAGAAAACCAUUGGGAAGGAGACCGUUUGUUUUGAGCUUCCUGCAGAGUUGAGUGAAUAUUUGAACAGGAAUUUCCUUGGUCAUCAGUCACACCACCCAGUAAAAAUUGUUCAGGAACAGUUACUGAGAGAGCUCAAGUCAGUGUGUCCUGUAUGCACUAUGAAUGAGGACUUUCCAGAACUGGUAAGCUGCCUACCAGAAAAGCUUCAGGCAUGUGACUCCAGUCUGACCCACUCGGAUGUCUACUGGAUUAAACCAACUGAUAUAUAUAUAUUUGACCAAAGUGAAAAUGGGCAGCAAAAAUGUGAGUCUAUGGAGGACCAACAAAGCUUUACUGGCAGCUAUGCACUACGGCCGUCUCUGUUACUGCAUGUCCAGGAGAUCACGCAGAAUGAGGACUUCAGCCCUGGUACGCUCCAUGUGGUUAACGGCCUGGUUUUUCAGAGAGUUCCCAUCUCCCCAAGCCGUUCGCCUGUUUUCCACCAGCUUUUACUGGUGGGAAUGUUUCCAGCAGAAUCUCAUACUCUUCAGUGCUUCAAAGACUGCUUAGAGUCGCUACUCGCUUCUUAUGGCAUCUCCUUUGAGGAGGCGCAGACAGGCCUAAAGCAGCAAGUGUGGAUGAAUUCAAAGAUGCUUCCCAAGUUUGGACGGCUUGCAUCUCUCCCUUCGGCUUCAGAUCUUAAUGAAGGUCUACAAUUAAAUGUUGUCUCAAUAAACUUGGAUCAUUUAGCCACUCUGCUCUUUGGCAUUUCUGACUGGCGCUUGCUUUGGAGUACCGAUCCUCGCUUUCUUAAGCACUUUGAACUCGAUCCACUUGGAACGUUUUGUCCUUUCUCUCUUUACCCACCAAGCUACUUGCAUGACAUCAGUUUCUGGAUGGACCCAGAUAGCUAUGACGAACUGGACUUCCAUGCCGUUGUGCGAGAGGUCACUUGCGGUGCAGUUAAGGAUGUGGCAUUAGUAGAUCGCUUCAGACACCCACACAUGGGUCAUGCAAGCCUCUGCUAUAAGCUGACUUACCAGUCAUUGGACCGUGCCCUCUCUCACAGCCAGGUAUUGGGACUACAGAAUCAGCUACGAAGACUGUUACCUCUUCGCCUGCAGGUAACCUUGAGGUGAUCUAAGAGGCUUGAGUAAUGAUUUACACAGACCAUAUCAAAGUGAUGUCUUAACUCAAAUUUUAAUGUAAAUUAAGUUUAGCUUUGUAUAUAAAAGCAGACUGAGUGAUCUGUGUUUUGACUGAGGAUUUGUUUGUUCUGUUGUUCUUUGAUAAAUCAACAAAAGUGAAUGCGUAAUUUUAGUGAAUACAAAGUGUUUUAUUCUUAUCAAAGACUGACAUAUGAAACCAUUGGAGCUAAUUCUUUGUAAUUGUGCAUGAAUUCCUGACAAUUGAUUACAUAAUGCUAAUUAAGUUAUUUAGAAGUUCUGAAUUAUCUAUAUUGAAUGGUUUGUUUUAAUAAAGCAUCCAAAGUUUGUUUACAAAUUUCAGUAGUACUAUGAAACAUUUUCUUUUGAAAUGUUAUGAGGUCUAGGAAAUGAAUUAAUUGCAAUUAAGAAUUCUGCCCUGUUUCUGAUUGUAUAUUAAUUGAUAAUGCAUGUUUAGGCAUCUCGUUCAAUUAGCAAACUUAGACGUAAUUAUGUGAUUGCAUAUAAUUUCAUCUGCUGCAUUUUUAUUUUUAUUUAAUUGCUGACUUAUUUUUCUAAUUAUGAUUUCUUGUAAGUAGGUUUACACUAAUGAAGAUGCAUUUUGAUACUGUGAUACUGCUGGAAAGUCUGUUAUUAUGUUUAUGGUCAUUUAUGACUGUAAAUGAUCUUAUUGCUAUAUAAUUAAGCAUUUGAAGGCACGUAGAAUAUUUAAUCAGUGAGGCAGCUACAAAACUUUUUUGGAAUUAUGAGUGAAAAUCAAGUCUUGAAUCUGAAAACGCUGGUUUUGAUUUGAAUCAUGUAACCUGAUGUGAUAUUCAUUUGAUUGUAUAAACCCCAUUUGUGAACCAUUUUAUACAUUUGAAGUGUAGUGUAGUAUCAUUGGCUCAUAUAUCGUGACCAAACUACUUGGCAUUCUCAAACAAGACCACAUACUUCAUGAUAAGUGCUAACUUUAGGGCUCCUUGUUGUAAAAUGCUUACAUUUUCUCAACAAAUUAAAACAAAACUGGCAAAAAUGUCUGUAUUCUUUAAUUGGCUAUUCUAAUUUAGAACAGGGGUUUUCAAACUGGGGUCGGGAGACCACAAGGAGGUACUUGAGGUCAGCUUAAAAUUUCAAUGGAAAAAAGUAAAGAGAAAAUGUACAAAAAAGCCAACAAAUCAGCCGAAUUUGACAUUAUUACUGUAUCAUUCUACUUUCUAAAGACCAGGAAACAUGAGACGAAUUGUGAUUAUUAUUAUUAAAUUGACAUAUUUUUUUAAUGGUUUAAAAUGGUUAUAGUUAUUAAGGUUAUGAACAAAUAUUUAUUUAAUGGUGUUCAUUCACUUGGGGAUGUAAAGCAGUUCUGUGUGAAGCUGUUUUGGAACAAUGUUUAUUGUGCAAAGUGCUAUGCAAAUAAAUUUGAAUUGAAAAUGUGUUUAAUAGAAAACAGAUUAUUUAAUUUCUCAAACGUGUUGUCUUCAGAAUAUCAUAUUUACUAUUUUUCUUACACUGUAUAAAUGAGUCUAUACAUGGAAAAAUUUAGCUGUUUUUAUAUUUAAGGAAGGGGGACCCUCGC
This is a messenger RNA of Myxocyprinus asiaticus (Chinese sucker), 4271 nucleotides long. It is a transcript of the gene fdxacb1, whose product is annotated as ferredoxin-fold anticodon binding domain containing 1. Gene Ontology annotation, biological process: rRNA base methylation. NCBI's taxonomy places the organism in Eukaryota, Metazoa, Chordata, Actinopteri, Cypriniformes, Catostomidae. The record is from RefSeq and is a predicted model, not a curated record. Gene Ontology annotation, cellular component: cytoplasm. Gene Ontology annotation, molecular function: rRNA (uridine-N3-)-methyltransferase activity. The coding region runs from base 944 to 2689 and encodes 581 amino acids. The transcript is spliced from 5 exons.